Messenger RNA from Solea solea (common sole), 16377 nucleotides. Its product is annotated as protocadherin Fat 3. Gene Ontology annotation, cellular component: plasma membrane. Bases 408 to 14639 code for a protein of 4743 amino acids. Gene Ontology annotation, biological process: homophilic cell-cell adhesion. Gene Ontology annotation, molecular function: calcium ion binding. The transcript has 52 exons. Lineage: Eukaryota; Metazoa; Chordata; Actinopteri; Pleuronectiformes; Soleidae. The record is from RefSeq and is a predicted model, not a curated record.
CACACAGAGGCGACAACUGAUGCUGACCGCUCAUAAACUUGCGUUUAAAGCGACAUGUUCUUCAUAGCACAUGUAUCUCGGACUUUGAUAUUAGCAGCAGUCAAACACGUGAGAGUGUAAAAGACAGUUUUUCGUUGUUGAGUGUUGCAGAUGGAGCCGGGUUACCCCCACUGUACUCAGGGUUACAGUGGCCAGGUACACGGAACUGGGGCAAUAGCUAUUUAGUUUUACGAGGAUGGCUGCAGCCUGUCGGGAUUUGUGCACAUUAAUUUUACCUUUUUGCACAGCGCCAGUGAUUUCUGCGCCACCACUUUGCCUUUUUUCUUAAAUUUUCAACCAGACACAGGAUGGGAAAGGACUUACUUUCACUAAUUUCGACUAAAGGCUGACUGUGUGAUGGAGCAGUGAUGAAGGUUAACCGUUGGGGAAACAUGCUUCCUCUACCCCGCUUCUCCCCUCUUUACCACUUUAUGUGCUUUUUCUUCCUCCUGUUCUUUUUUUCUUCAACCGGUGCUCAAUUCCUACCAGAACUACGGGCAGGACAAGGCCUGCUGCUCUUCACCCAGCCCACCUAUAUUGCCUCCAUCUUUGAGAACUCUGCAACAAGAACCUACGCCAGAAGCGAGGUGAAAAUGGGCAUCAUUCUUGCUCCACCUCGAACUUUAGACAUAAAAUAUUCCAUUGUGUCUGGAGACAAUGAGGGAAUCUUCCAGACUGAGGAGUUCGUAAUAGGAGAUUUUUGUUUCCUCCGUAUUCGCACUAACGGAGGCAGCGGUGCCACAUUGAAUCGGGAAGUACAGGACAAUUACACGCUGACAGUGAAAGCCUCUGCCCACGGAGGUCUAGAGGCCUUAGCAACAGUUUAUAUCAACGUGUUGGAUACCAAUGAUCUCCGACCGCUUUUCUCCCCAACCUCUUAUUCAUUUGUUGUCCCUGAGAGUGCGCCUCUGGGUGCCAGCGUUGGACGCGUCACAGCCACGGAUGCCGAUGCAGGCUCCAAUGGAGAGUUCUACUACUUCUUGAAGAACAAAGUUGAACUCUUUUCCGUUCAUCCGACCAGCGGGGUCAUCACCCUGACGGGUAGGCCCAGAAUGGACAAACAAGACCGAUUUGAGCUGGAGGUGCAGGUGGUUGACAGAGGGAUGAAACUCUAUGGAGAUGCUGGUAUCAGCAGCACCGCGAGGCUGGUUCUGACUGUGCAACGAGUUAACAUAUUCGCUCCUGUUCUCAGUGCAGUCGCAGUCAUUCCAUCAGGGACCGACAAGGACCCAAUCUAUGUUAUAGUGACUGUGGAGGAUAAAGACGAAGGGGUUUCUGGGGAUAUUGAGUGGGUGUCUAUUAUCGAGGGAGACCCCUUGGAACAGUUUGUGGUUGAUCGAUCGCCUGUUGGGAAUGAGUACAGGGUUAAAACAGCAGAGUUUGUCGACUGGGAUACGUUCCCCUAUGGCUGUAACCUAACCCUCCAGGCCAAAGACCGGGGUAUACCUGCCAAGCUUUCCAACACCCAAGUUGUUCAGUUGCUGGUUAAAAAGCCAGACCUAGUGCUGGCAAAUUUUGAGAAAGAUGUAUAUGCAGUCAAGCUGAGUGAAAUAGCUCCCCCAGGCACUUUUGUAGAGGUGGUGAAAGUCUCCCCAGCUUCUUUGAGUGUCAAUUACAGCUUCAGCAACAUCUCAAACCCAGUGUACUUUGAUAUAAACCCUUUGACUGGAGUUAUUAUGACCACCAGACAUCUGACAGGAAUUUCACUGGAUUUUAUAGAGCUGGAGGUGGUUGAUACUAUCAACCAGCAGCGAGCCAGGGUCCAAAUCACCAUAGAGGAUGCAAAUGACAACUCUCCAGUUUUUGACAAGCCAUUCUACGAUAUUGCAAUCAACGAGAGUUUACCUGUAGGCACUGUUAUUCUUGUGGUGUCUGCUGUGGAUUAUGAUAAAGGGGAGAACGGGUAUGUAACACAUACAAUCAGUGGAGAGCUUCCAUUUAUCAUAGACCAAGGCUCAGGUGAGUUGAGAAUCACAAGAGACCUGGACUAUGAGUCAUCAGAGGAUAUUUAUACUUUUACAGUGCGGGCAUCUGAUUGGGGUUCACCCUAUAGAAGAGAGAGCGAGGUUAAUGUUACUCUUCGUCUGAUAAAUAUCAAUGACAAUCAGCCUCUUUUUGAGAGUGUCUCAUGCAGGGGCAUGAUAAGCCGGGAUUUCCCCAUCAGUCAGACUAUUGUCACGUUGUCAGCCGUAGAUAUGGACGAGCUCGGAAUCGUGCAGUAUAAAAUACUGUCUGGCAACGAGUUAGACUAUUUUCACAUGAAUCCAGAUUCAGGAGCUUUGUCGCUGAAACGAUCCCUGGCAGUGGAAAAUUCAAAGAAUGGGAUAUUCAACCUGAAAUUGAUCGCGACAGACGGAGAGCUGUUCUCUGAUCCGACAUUUGUGAAUGUAUCGGUGGUGAGGGGCAGGAUGCCACCCAGAGGGUUCAACUGCAAGGAGACCAGGGUCGCUCAGCUGCUGGCUGAGAAAAUGCUCUCAAAAGUGUCUGCCAUGGCUAAACCAAGACCAGAUGAGAGAAAUACAGACAUUUUCUCUGUGAACAAACAAGCUCCACAGUUCGAGGCUUUGCCUACUAGCAUUCUAGUGAGAGAGGACCUCGCUGUUGGUGCCAGUGUAUUCCAGGUGCGAGCACGAGAUGGUGACACAGGCUUCAAUGGCCGCCUUCUCUUCUCCAUAUCUGAUGGCAACAAAGAAAACUACUUCAACAUCAACAUGGAGACUGGGUUGAUCACCGUAUUGCGGCCACUUGACCGUGAGCAGUUGGAUCGUUACUUCCUAAAUAUCACCAUUUAUGACCAGGGCAUACCUCAGAUGUCCACUUGGAGACUGCUCACUAUAAUUAUUGAGGAUGCCAAUGACAAUGACCCCCAGUUUUAUGAGGACAGCUACUCAGCUCUUGUUUUAGAAAACGCAGCCAUUGGCGUGGAAGUAAUCACAAUCACUGCAUUCGACAGUGACACGGGUCAGAACGGACAGCUGUCCUAUACAAUGUUGACCCCGGUCCCUCAGUUUGGUAUUGACAGUGAAUCAGGAAGUGUGUUUGUUGCGAGCCACUUGGACAGAGAAACAAUCCCAAUGUUCACACUGAAGGUUGAAGUGAGAGACAAGGCAGAGAGAGGCACUCGAAGGUCAUCGGUGACAACUCUAAAUAUAAUUGUGAAUGAUGUCAAUGAUUGUGCCCCAGCUUUCAUUCCAAGCAGUUACAGUACACGGGUACUAGAGGACCUCCCAUUGCAGACUGUGAUCACCUGGGUACAGGCUCAGGACCCAGACGUCGGCUCUGGUGGACAGAUCCGAUACUCCUUGAUUAAUGACUUCAAUGGCACUUUUGAGAUCAGUGCUGUGAGCGGCUUCUUGAGGAUCACAAAGGAACUGGACUUUGAGAAACAACAGUUAUACAACCUGACAUUGCUUGCCGAGGACAGGGGAUUACCCAGCCUCAGAAGUCAGACUUUUGUGGAGGUGGAGGUGCUGGAUGUCAAUGAGAAUCUGUAUGCGCCUUAUUUCCCCGACUUUGCUGUGAGAAGCUCGGUGAAGGAGAACUCUCGCGUGGGCACAAGUGUCCUUACAGUCAGCGCAAAGGACGAUGACAAGGGUCGCGACGGUGCAUUGAGGUACUCUGUCAGAGGAGGCAGCGGACUCGGCACUUUCACCAUUGACGAAGACACAGGUGUGAUUUACACUGCUGGCAUCCUGGACUGUGAGAUCAAAGACUCUUAUUGGCUUACGGUCCAUGCCACAGACAAAGGGGUGACACCGCUCUCGGCCUCGAUAGACGUCUUCAUCCAGGUGGAGGACGUCAAUGACAACGCUCCCCUCACCUCCGAUCCCAUCUACCACCCUGUCGUAAUGGAGAACUCUCCAAAGGAUGUGUCCGUCAUCCGUAUCCAGGCGCAGGACCCCGACCUCACCGCCACGCCCAGUCGCCUGACGUAUCGCAUCACCGCUGGCAACCCGCAGAAUUUCUUCUCCAUCAACCCCAAAACAGGGCUCAUCACAACCACGGCGAGGAAACUGGACAGAGAACAUCAGGCAGAGCACUUCUUAGAGGUGACAGUCAUAGAUGGCCCAGUGACCACGCGCCAGUCGACCGUGUGGGUCGUAGUUCACGUCGAGGACCAGAACGACAACCCGCCGACCUUCCCGGAGGUCACGUACCGCAUCAGCUUGCCAGAGCGGGACCGCAACAAGCGCGGCGAACCCGUGUACCGCGUCUUCGCUUACGACCGCGACUCGGGCGCCAACGGCAACGUCACCUACAGCAUCGUGGACGGCAAUGGCGACGAGAAGUUCGUCAUUGACCCCAGGACAGGGAUGGUGUCAUCAAAGAAGAUGGUGACGGCGGGAAGCUACGAUCUCCUCACUAUAAAGGCAGAGGACUGCGGCGAACCUCCGUUAUGGUCAACCGUCAAGCUCCAUGUGGAGUGGAUACGCAAACCCGUCCCGUCGCCUCUGCCCCUAGCGUUCACCCAGAGGUACUACAAUUUCUCCAUUUCGGAGACGGCUGCCGUCGCUCAGCCGGUGGGAGUGGUCGCGGUCAGCCAGUCGAGCACGCCUGUCUGGUUCAAUAUCAUUGGUGGACGCCUCGCCAGAGAAAUGUUCUACAUUCCGCAAAAUGCAUGCGGACGAAACUGCUCACUUGACACAGGGAGCUUUGACAUGCAGUUUGACCUUCAAGUAGGUGUGGGUACGCUCGUCGUGGCCAAGCCCCUGGAUGCGGAAAUGCAGUCUGUAUACAACAUGACUAUUCAGGUGACAGAUGGGACCAACUUUGCGACGGCUCAGGUGUUCAUCCGCAUACAGGACAGCAACGACAACCCUCCGGUUUUCUCGCAGGCCGCCUACGACGUCAGCGUCUCGGAGGACGUGCCGGUCGACGUGGAGCUGCUGCGGGUUCGAGCGUCCGACGUGGACGAGCGCUCCCGCUUGAGCUUCACCAUCUACAGCAGUGUGGACCCAGCCAGCAUGAGACUGUUCAGGGUCAACCCAGGUACCGGCGUGGUCUACACUGCGGACAGGCUGGACUAUGAAGCCAGAACACAGCACAUCCUCACUAUCAUGGUCAAGGAUCAGGAAUUUCCAUUUAACCGUGACCUGGCUCGCAUCCUGGUCGCGGUGGAGGACUCCAAUGAUAACAUACCAUACUUCACCAGCACCGUAUACGACGCAGUGGCCUAUGAGUCUUCUCCCGUGGGAACGUCUGUGCUGCAAGUGACGGCCUUAGACAAAGACAAUGGGAUUAAUGGGCAGCUAAUGUACACCAUUGAAGCAGGUAACACCGGCGGUGUGUUUGGCAUCGAUAAUGCCACGGGCCUUAUCUUCACUUCCAGAGACUUGGAUCUCACCCGUGUGGGCUUUUACACCCUCACUGUUCGUGUCACAGACAGCGGGUUUCCUCCAUUAAUGGCCACGGCUUCGGUCCGCGUGUCCCUGAUCCUCUCGGAGUUUUCCACGCCUACAUUUUCCCAGAGGGAGUAUCAGGCUGAGAUAACGGAGAACUGCACCAUUGGGACGUACGUGGCGACCGUCGGCGCCCUCAGCCGCUCAGCGGUCAUCUACGAGAUCAGCCGGGGCGACGAGGAGAACUGCUUCAUUAUUAACCAUCACACUGGCGUAAUCAGCACACGCAAGCCACUUGACUUUGAGCAAACAGCCUCCUACUUUCUGGUGGUGCAGGCCCUGAGCAUGGCCGGACUGGAGGCCAGCGCCACUGUCGUCGUCCAGGUGGGCGAUGUCAACGAUAACCCCCCUGUCUUCAAACAAAUCAGGUACGUGGGUGAAAUCAGUGAGGCCGCUCCGGUCAACAGUGUGGUGCUGGGAGGAGACGGGAGCCCUUUAGUCAUCCAAGCGACCGAUGCAGACCGCAAUCACAACGCCCUGCUACGGUUCCAUAUCAUAGACGACACCGCCCGCAUGUUCUUCAGCGUGGACUCCGGGACCGGAUCGAUCCGAACAAUUGCCAGUUUGGACUACGAGACAUUUCCUGAGUUCGUCUUCCGGGUUCACGUUCGAGACAGCGGUCAGCCUGUGAGGACUGCAGACAGCCCAGCUGUGGUGGUUUUAAAGGUGAUCAACAUCAACGACUCCCCUCCCACGUUUUCUCAGGACUCGUAUGAAGCGGUCCUCCUCCUGCCCACCUACACGGGAGUAGAGGUCAUUAGGGUCGACGCUUUUGACCCCGACUCUGAGAAGUCGCCCGCGCCAAAGCUGCUUUACUCUCUCGUGGAUACCAACGCGGAGUUCUUCUCUGUGGAGCGCCACACCGGAGUCGUGACCGUCAUCAGCCCCAACCUCAGUAAAGACACUUACCGCUUUAAUGUGAAGGUAUGGGAUGGUCGUUUCUCCAGCAUGGCAUCGGUGACUGUACUUGUCCGAGAAACCAUCGACAGCGGCCUCCUCUUCACCCUCCCGGUCUAUUCCGCCUCCGUCCCAGAGAACGCACCCGACGUCGCCAUGGUGACAGUCGUGAACACGGUCGGCCAUCGCCUCAACGAGCCGCUCAAGUACACUCUGCUGAACCCCGGCGGGCGCUUCAUCAUACGGCCGACGUGCGGAGUGGUGCUCACCACCGGCGUGCCUUUCGACCGAGAGGAGAGGGAGAGCUACGAGCUGGUGGUGGAGGUCAACAGGGAAGAUGAGAUCCUCAGAGUGGCCAGGGUGAUGGUGCAAGUGCAGGUGGAGGAUGCCAACGACAAUGCUCCAGAGUUUGUGAACCUCCCCUACUACGCUGCAGUGCAGGUGGAAGCAGAGCCAGGAUCGGAUAUAUUCAGGGUGUCGGCCAUGGACAGGGACGACGGUGUGAAUGGAGAAGUGACGUACAGCCUCAAAGAGCAGCACCGGAACUUUCAGGUGAACCGUGUGACAGGAGAGCUGAGCUUAAAGAGGACCUUUGAGGCAGAUUUAUCCAACGCCGAGUACAAGCUGGUCGUCGUGGCCACCGACGGCGGCCUCCCGCCUCUGUCCAGCGAGGUGGAGCUGCCCGUGACCGUCGUCAACAAGGCCAUGCCGGUGUUCGACAAGCCCUUCUACGGCGUCACGGUCAAAGAGGACGUGGCCGUCUCCACGUCGGUCCUCUGCAUCAACGCCACCGGCCCCGAAGGCCAGAGCGUCAUCUUCAGUAUCAGCGACGGGGACUUUUCCCUGCAGUUCGACAUCGGCUUCGACACGGGCGUCAUCAGCGUGGUCUACCCGCUGGACUACGAGACCACGCAGUACUACCGGCUCACGGUGAAGGCCACUGACACGCUGACGGGGGCGGCGUCCGAGGUCGACGUGGACGUCGUCGUGCUGGACGUGAACGACAACGCGCCUCUGUUCCGGAACAAUUCGUACUCCGCCGUGCUUCCUGAGAACUCUAUGAUUGGGACAACAGUGUUGCAGGUGUUUUCUCAGGACCAAGACUCGGAGAAAAACGCCGUGGCGAGCUACCAGAUCCUGUCUGACAUCUACAACAGCAGCGAUUACUUCCACAUUGACAGCAACAGCGGGCUGAUAUUCACGGCACGCCUGCUCGACUACGAGCUCGCCCACCGCUACAACUUCAUCGUCAGGGCGACGGACAGUGGCGACCCGGCGCUCGGCAGCGACGUUAGUGUGACUGUGACCGUCACCGACACCAACGACAAUCCACCUCAUUUCAGCCAGGCCUUGUACGAGGCCUUUGUCAGCGAGCUCGCUCCCCGCGGACACUUUGUGACUUGUGUUCAGGCGUCGGAUGCUGACACCUGUGAUGCUCAGAGGCUGAGGUACAGCAUUCUCUCCGGGAAUGAGCGGAUGACUUUUAUGAUGCAGUCGGAUACAGGAGUGCUGAGUCUGUCUAAUAAGAGGAGACAAGGCAUGAAAGUGGCGUAUCAGCUCAACGUGUCUGUGUCAGACGGAGUCUUCACUAACACCGCUCAGGUGAUCGUUCGUGUCCUGGGAGCAAACCUGUACAGCCCAGUGUUCAGUCAGAGGUUCUACUUGGCUGAGGUCCAAGAAAAUGCCCCUCCGGGGUCAAAGGUCGUCCAGGUGCGUGCAACAGACGAGGAUUCCGGCUUGUUCGGCCAGAUCAUGUAUUCCUUCAUCAACGACCUGGGGAAAACUCAGUUUGCAAUCGACGCGGACGGAGUCAUAUCCACUCUUCAGAAUUUAGACCGCGAAAAUCCCUCGAACAAGGACAUGGUGCUGACUGUUAUGGCUCUGGAUGGUGGAGGUCGCGCAUCAUUCUGCACGGUGCGAGUGGUUCUCGGAGAUGAAAACGACAACGCCCCGCGGUUCCGAGCAGUGGAAUAUCGCAUGAGUAUAAAAGCGAACGUAGCCAAAGGUUCUCUGGUCACGCAGAUCCAAGCCACAGACCCCGAUGCUGGAGCUAAUGGAAGAAUCACCUACUCCCUUUAUAGUGAGGCACGCUUGUCCCUGGUGGAUGUGCUGGAGGUGGAGCCAGACAGCGGCUGGAUGAUGACCAAAAGCACCGUGGACCACCUCCAGGGGACCGUGCUGUCCUUCUUCGUCAAAGCCACAGACUGCGGCUCGCCCCCCAAACACUCCCUGGUGUCGGCCUUCAUCCACGUCGUCCCCCCCGAUGCGUCCGUCCCCUCCUUCAGCCAGCCUCAGUACUCCUUCACCAUCCCUGAGGACACGGCGGUAGGAACGCCCCUGGGCUCCGUGUACGUGGGCCCGGGACAGACCGGCCUCUUCACUGCGGUGGCGGGGCAGACGCCCGACAGUAACGAGGGCGGGACUUUUGAUGUGGACGGCGAGACGGGUCUGAUCCGCCUGGUCAAGCCGCUUGACUACGAGGAGGUCAGCAUCUUCCGCUUCAAGGUGGCAGCGACAACAAGAAGAGACCUGAUUGAGUCCGUGUCCACCGUCGACCUGGAGGUUAAGAUCCUGGACGUGAACGACAACAGGCCCGCGUUCGAGACCAACACGUAUGUCGCGACGGUGAUGGAGGGCAUGCCUGUGGGGACAAGAGUGGUUCAAGUGCGUGCCAUUGAUCCAGACUGGGGCUCCAACGGACAGGUAACCUACAGACUCGGGCCGCUGCUGACCCACAACUUGGACUCGACGAGGGACGUGAGCUCGUCCACUGGUCCCAUCACGACCAGUUCUGUCUUCGCCAUUGACAGUAAAACGGGCUGGAUCACUACGGCGACUCAGAUGGACCACGAAACCUCCUCCGGCUACAGCUUUGAAGUGGUGGCAGCGGACCUGGGGGAGUCCCAGUCGCUCUCCUCCACCACGGCGGUGACCAUCGCUGUGUCCGACGUCAACGACAACCCGCCACGGUUCGAGAGAGAGCUGUACCGCGGCGCGGUCAAAGAGAGCGACCCCCUCGGCGAGGUGGUGGCUCUUCUGAAGACCCGAGAUCGAGACGGCACCGACCAGAACCGUCAAGUCAGCUUUUACAUCACGGGAGGAAACCCGCGGGGCGUGUUUGGCCUGGCCCUCGUGCAGGGGGAGUGGAAGGUUUAUGUGAGCGGUUUACUGGACCGUGAGCAGCAGGACUGGUAUCUGCUCAACAUCACUGCCACUGAUGGCCUUUAUGUUGCUCGCACUGCGGUGGAAGUUACCGUGAUGGAUGCCAACGACAACAGUCCCAUCUGCAACCAGGCCGUGUACAGUGCCUCGUUCCCCGAGGACAUUCCCUCCAACAAGGGCAUUCUGACAGUGGGAGCAACAGAUGCUGACUCAGGCUCCAGUGCUGAGAUUCAAUAUUCACUCUUUGGUAUCGGGGUGGAAGAUUUCUACAUGGAUGCAAACACCGGGGAGCUGCGUACGGCCACGGCCAUGGACCGAGAAAUGACACCGGCCUACAGACUCAUCGCUCAGGCGACUGACGGAGGCGGACUCUUCUGCCGCUCUGACAUUUCCCUCCAAGUGCUGGACGUGAAUGACAAUGCCCCCUUGUUCUCCUCCACUCAUUACCUGGCCAGUGUGUUCGAGAACGCGGCGCCAAAGGCUUUGCUCACCCGCCUGCAGGCCGGCGACCCCGAUGAAGGUCUGAACCGCACAGUGGUUUAUUCUCUGGUGGAUUCAGUGGGUGGAUUAUUCUCCAUCGACCCGUCUUCUGGGAUGGUCAGACUGGAGAGAUCUCUGGACAGGGAGAGCCAAGACUCUUAUCGUGUUCGCGUUCAAGCCACUGACCAAGCUGGCCAACAGGGGGCACUGUCCUCACAGGCUGAUUUGACCAUUCUGGUCCUGGAUGUGAAUGACAACGCUCCAGUCUUCCAGCGGCGGGACUACGUCGCCACGGUCCCCGAGGAUGUCGCCGUGGGGACCGAGGUGCUGCGAGUCCUGGCGACGAGCGCAGACAUCGGCCUGAAUGCCGAGAUCACUUACCGAAUUCGGUCGGGCAACGAGUUACGAAAGUUCACCGUUGACAGAAACCUGGGCUCCAUUUCUGUGGCUGAUGAUUUGGACUUUGAGGUGUGUAAGGACUAUUACCUCACCGUUGAGGCCUGGGACAGCGGGAACCCUCCCCUCAGCACUGCUACCAUGGUAACCAUCGAACUAAUGGAUGUCAACGACAACGCCCCGGCCUUUAGUCAAGACAUCUACAAUGUCCUCGUCAGUGAGGACGCGUCUGUGGGACAAACAAUUACAAGGGUUUUGGCAGAAGACCUGGACAGUCAGGUAAACGGGCGAAUCACCUACUCUAUCAUGAAAGGCGACCGCAGCAACCACUUCUGGAUCGACCCCGUAACGGGACUGCUCAAAGUCAAUAAGCGGCUUGACAGAGAACUGGUGCCCAGGUACUCUCUGUCGGUGCAGGCGUUUGACAGCGGCUCGCCUGCCAUGUCGUCCACCGUCACUGUGAACAUCGACGUCUCCGACAUUAACGACAACGCCCCCGUUUUCAACCCUGCCAACGCCACGGUCGUCAUACCGCUAAAUCAGGCGACUGGCACCACACUGCUGAAGCUGUCCGUCAGUGAUAAAGACUCCCCAAGAAACGGUGCCCCCUUUGAGUUUCGCAUUGUGUCGGGAAACGAGGGGAGCUUCCUCUCGCUGGACCAGACGGGGACCCUGAGGACCAACCGCGUAAUUGGCCCUGAAGCGCCAAGAGAGUUCGUUCUGGAAAUCCAGGCGACCGACUCUGGAAAACCAAGUCUCACUUCUUCCUCCUGGGUAUUUCUGAGGGUCAUCGGGAACAGCCAAUACAAACCCACCGUCUCCCCUCUGGAAAUCUUCAUUGUCAUGGCGACGGACACUUUCCAGGGCGGCCCGAUCGGCCGCAUAUACGCGACCGACCGCGACCCCAGCGAUGCUCUGUCGUUCACGCAGAAGCCUCAGCCCAAGAGCAUGUUCACGAUCAACAGACAGGACGGCAGCAUUGUGGCUCUGCCGGGCCUGGAACCUGGCAGAUACCAGAUGAACGCCACGGUGAGCGACGGACGCUUCGCUGUGAUAGCCGAUGUCUCGGUCCAGGUGGAACAGGUGACGGAUGUCCUGCUGCGCAGCGCCCUGAGCUUACGGAUACGAUCUCUGUCCCCCGAGGACCUGCUCGGACGUUACCUGAGCCAGAUCAAACUCACGCUGCGUGGACUGACGGGUUGGAAAUGGUCACCAGGACAAACGGAUCCCCUGCACAUACUCAGUGUACAGCCAGUGAGGGGAACAGCUGACGUGGACUUGCUUUUGGCCGUGGAGCGGCCGGAGUUGUCCGGCGUCGAACGGAUGGACGUCUUUUACGCCCAGCAGGAGAUAUCUGCUCUGUUGGAGGAGGCAGUAGCGCGGGGCCGGGUUCGCGGCAUCCUCGCCGGGGCGGUGGUGAUGAGCAGGGCCUGCUCCGGGGAGCUGGACUGUGGGGACAGAGUGUGUGAGCAGACACUGGUCAUGGACAGGGACUCGCCCGUGACCUACAGCACAGAGAGGGUCAGUCUGGUGUCGCCGAGGUUCAGCCGCACUGAGACCUGCACCUGUCCAGGAGGUGCAUGUCCGACCCCUCUCGAGCUCUGUGAAGGUCAGUCCUGUCCAGCAGACAUGCAGUGUGUCCGCUCUGGUCCUACAGCACCAUCUGUCUGCCAGUGUCAGCCAGAGAGACUGGACGAGUGUGCAGGUCAAACCUCUCUGAGCUUCUCUGGUAACAGUUACAUCAAGUACAGAGUGACAGAGAGCGGCCAGAGUGGUGAGAUGAGACUCGGCCUGAGGAUUCGAACCCUUCAGAGACGAGGCGUCAUCAUGUUCACGCGGGUUAACCCCUGUACCAUGCUCAAAAUUGAAGGGGGUCGACUCUGGUUCCAGCUGGACUGUGACAACACACUCGGCAUUAUGGGUAUCUCUGGCAGACCAAUAAACGACGGCCUCUGGCACGCCGUCGCCUUGGAGCUGACGAGGAACUACACCCUCCUGUCGCUGGACGACAGCUACGUGGAGCGCCGCCGAGCGGCCCGAGCACCUGUUCGGCUCUGGCCCCUCGCCCCGGACUCGUCUUUUUUCUUCGGCGCCCAAGUGAGGCCACCAAGCGUGCAGGGCGAGAUGCCAAGUCCGGUGCCGGGGAGGAUCCAGGCCGGGACGGGACCACCGAGAGCCCAGGACGGCUUCCAGGGCUGCCUGGGCUCGCUAAUGCUGAAUGGUAAUGAGCUCCCGCUCCAGAACAAGAGGAGCCGUUACGCUGAGAUCGCCGGGCUGAGUGAGGUCAAGUUGGGCUGCAUGCUUUAUCCAGACCCGUGCAUCAGCCAGCCAUGCCUCAAUGGCGCCAUCUGCAGCAGCUUGCCCUCUGGAGGCUUCCUGUGCAGUUGCAGCGCCGGCUUCACAGGAGGGCGCUGCGAAGUCGAGUUGACGUCCUGCAUGCCCAAUCCCUGCCUGAGCGGCGGAGACUGCAGCCCCGUCGGCAGCACAUUCCUCUGUGGCUGUCCCAGAGGACUCGGGGGACUUAUAUGUGAUGAGGACAUUAACGAGUGCGACCAGGACGGAGGCGGGUGCGGCGGCGGAGGCGAGUGCGUCAACACGCUGGGGUCGUUCUACUGCAACUGCUCCGAAGGUUACGACGGGCAGUUUUGUGGCGAUCAGAUACACGGCGAUCUCGGGGACGACACCCAGGCAGAGCCACUAUCUUACGUGGGACCAGGGGAGAUCAUUGGCAUCGGGGUCCUUGCCUUCGUCAUCAUCCUCCUCCUCAUACUGUUCGUCGCUUUCAGGAAAAAAAUCAAGUUCCGCAAAAACUCGGACUCAGGUCCGGGGCCCCAAACUGUGAUGGGCGUCUCGGCCAUUUCCACCGAAACCAGCUACAUGCUGCACAAGACCGGCAUGGGGGUUGAAGGGAUCGAGUUUAAAGCCGUGCGCGUGUCGGGAGGAUCGCCUGGGACCACGAGCACCUAUGGCGAAGUGGGCAGCAGCACCGCAGGCCCCCCUCAGGUCGUGGUGCGUCCCACUUCCCACUCUCCUCUGCCAGGAGGAUUUAACAGCCUGGGCAUGAGGAAUGGAGAUGGCGACAAGGCAAUUUCCGGCGAGGGAAGUCAGUUCGGCAGCUUCCUCUCCGACCCGUCCAACGUCCGCGGCCUGGCCAGUAGGAGGGGCAUCGCCGUGUGCAGCGUGGCGCCCAACCUCCCUUUGGCGUCGGCCUGCCGCUCAGAGCACAGUCCGGCCCACAAAGUGUCCUGGGAGGGCGAGGAAGCGAGGGAGGGCGGGCUGGAGAGGGUGAGGGAUGAGAGAGAGGAGGAAUGGGGGCAGAGAGCUUUUGAGCUGGAGAGAACACAGAGAGAUAACAGUCCACAGGGAGACGCCGUGGACUGUCUCUCUGACUCCACUCCUGAGGGGAACUCCCUCAGCUCCUUCACAUCUGAGUCCUUUGAUGACAACGCUUCCAUAGUGACCGUCAUUCGCCUCGUCAAUGACGCCGUUGAUGAUAUUGAAAGUGAAGUGUCAAACAUGGACAAAGAACAGCAGCUAAAAAGCCCUGCAUACCUGUGGGAGUCUUCCAGCCAGACUUCCAGCUGGUUGUCACCGUCGCGCCUGCGUCCACCAGAGUUGGGAUCCCAUUACGACCUCAGUGACACGGAGCAGAGCAUCAGACGAGGAGGCAGCACGCGCUCCCUCCAGCUGGACUACAGAGUUCUGGGCUACGGCAGCCGAGAGCGGGCGCGCGAGAGCGGGGGAAAGAGGGCCUUCCAGUGGGAGCGGAAUCAGUCGGGUGAGUGGGAGAGGAGACGCAUCCUGGACAGGGAAGACAAGAGGAGGCAGGAAGGGGUGGGAAGGAGCGCAGGCGACAGUAGCAGAGACCUUCAGCAGUUGCACAGCCGUGACAGCUGCGAGGACAGCUCCUCGCCCGUUUAUGAGGAAUACCAAGGGUGCAGCCAUGACGCAGAGCAGAGAGGAGGAACCGAGAGCCUUUACGACACUCUGCCCCCAACCAGACGGGCCUACGAAGGGUACCCGUCGAGCCCCGCGGGCCUCAAUCUGCAUCCAGCUCAACUUCUGCCCCCACUGAGGGCAUGGGAUUUACAGACAGGGGGAUCAGAGGGGGACGGCGGCGGGCUCGACUCCAGCGGCCUGGCGGGUUCAGGGGACGAGCUGGAGAGACUGCUGAAUCUGGUGUCGCUCAGAGCCAGGAGAGCCACGCGGGUAAACAGAGCGUCGACUGGAUCUGAGCCCCCCACGGGCUGGGACGGCUUUCAAUAAGCACACGACGGAAGAAUAAAACAUGUAAUAUUCCUUUAUAGACUACCACCUGACAAACAAUUAAAAGAAAAUAUUACUCUGUAUGCUUUUAUUAUCCAGGUGCAAGAAAACACUAAUCUGUCCUCACAUCUCUUUUUGUCAACUGGAGGAAGAAGAGUUCUGGACUCACCUUCACCUUCACCUGUGCUUGGUAAGAGUUAGACGUCGAAGGCGGAUCGAUGCUGUGUCAUUUAUUAUUUAUAGAAUCACCGGCGCACAGCGUUUAAUAACAGGGGAAAUAUGAAAAGAGACGGCGGGUCUGCUUUUCAGGUCAUUAUACAGUGCUGUUUGUGUUUUGCAAUCUUCUGCCGCAUCACACACACACACACACACACACUGAGUUUGUUUUCACGUAGAGAGCAACCAAAUGUAUAAUUAGUGCAUAAAUAAUUGCGAGAACAAUGAAAUGAUUCGAUAAUGGUUAUCUUCCCGUGAUAGAGAAUGUGAGCCAGUGGUAAUUUUCUCGGAAAAUUACCCUCAGCAUGUGUCAGGAAAAGUAUAUAAAGCAUUAAUUGUGUGUGUGUGUGUGUGUGUGUGUGUCCAGAACAAUUGGAAUUAAAAAGGCGUUUGUCUGGUGAAAAUGUUGCAGCAGGUGAGUUUUAUCUCAACUAUAUGAGAUAAAUCGUCCCCCAUAAAACAUUUAAUCCUAUCGAGUCCGUCUUGUUACGCCCUCUUCUAUGUGUUUUUCUUUCCCCCUCCCGCCUGGAAUCUGGCACAUUCAUUUAGCACAGCUUACAGUCACUGAUGUCCUGGGAAGGUUGCGAAGGCGUUUAAAAAAAAUAGAAUAAAAGUCUCCUGGAUAUGAAGUGCACAAAUUGUGCUGUCACAAGUCAAGCAGUACAUUUUAUGUUUAAAGCCAUUUCGGAUGCUGUGGGGAGGGGGGAAACAACGAAAAGGUGUUGUGAUUGCGGCUUAGAUUAGCUCUGGCUGUCAACAGCUGAGGAGAUUUCAGUGUAAUCCUUUUUGUUUACCUCAGGGAGACGUUUCAUCUCUGCCUGAGAUGAAUAGUAUACAGUUUACUGUGUGCUCCGUCUGUUAGUUUGAGUUUAUACGGAAACAGAUCCGGUUAUGCGGUCGAAUUAUGCCGCCUGCGAAGGCGUCCGCCGCGCGUAAAUGGCACCCAGAAAAUUAUCGCAAAAGGUGACCAAUUAACAAACUCUGUCGUUGUUUCCUUCCCACCUUCCACAUAUAAACACUGCCAGGCCGUCUGUCUGCCAGAAUGCAUUCCCAUGGCAACAAGACCUGCCCCUGAUAGUGUGUGUGUGUGUGUAUAUUUGAGCCAAUUAAGGGGUAAAGAAGUGUAUAUAGCGUGUGUGUAAACUUAUCUGUUGUCUUUAUGACCUUUUCUGGCAUAAACACUGACCUUGUGACCUUUUUGAUAAAGUCACGUCACGGGGGGAGAGCAGCGUUGCCUGACUAGACUCCCAUCAGCGACUUUAUUAUUACAGGUACACCUGACAGACAGGAAGCAGUCAUUCAAAUAAACACUUUGUUUACAAACAAGGUGAACGUCCCUGAAUGCACAACCUGUUGGAGCUCAUCUGCUUCAAGGAGCAUGGAAACCACACGGGAUGCCACCCACUGCCACUUAUAGGUACAGUGGGUAAUUCAGUGCUAGGAUGAGUAUUUUAGAUGAUAAAUAUUUUUGAAACAUGUUAAUAAACCAUUUUAUGAUUCUGCGGCUGCAGCUGUAUUUUCA